GUCACAUGGAGAGUUAAAACCUCGACGCUGCCUGCAUGUUGUACAGCGUUAAGACCAGAAAAGGGCUGGGAACGGCAGUGUGUUUAAUUCUGGUGUUUGGAUCUCAGCUAUUCGGGACCCAACCCAAGAACAUUAACUAGUAGAUCCUGUCCAUUUCUAAUUUGUUUGUGCAAGCAGACAUUCCUGGUGAUAUUGCGCAGGGUUUUAUUUAUUAGGGCUUCUGUCCUAGUAACGUGUAAGGAGCUACCCAAGACGGCUGCAAACACAGCGGUCCAAAUCGUCAAGUUUUCUCCCAGAAGGCCAGAAUCGGCCAAUAUUAUUUUGUGAGGCGCUCUCGUUUAUUGCAAAAAAAGUUCGCUCACUUUUUUUUCUAUUUUGCAAAAUCGGUGUUUGAAUAAAGCGAAGCGAGCGGCGCGGAGAGGCGUGGGGGAAGCCCGCUAGCAGCCAGCCAGCCGUAACGCGGGCGUGGGAAUGAUGCCCUGAUCCCCGGCGAGCUGCGGCAGGAAUCCGGCGUGAGGGGCGGCGAAGAGGCACCGGUCGGCCGACGGCUGCGUCCUGAUCCUGGUGCUAAAGCGGCAGAAAUCCGGCAGCUUCAUUCACCGAGCCGUACUCUCAUUUUUUAUGCGGCUGGCUACUCGAAACAGUUCAUAGAAAACCAGAACUAAACGCCUUUCGCUUUUUCUUUGGGAAGGAAUUAAACUCAAAAAGAGACUGACAUGAUGUUUCCACAAUCCCGACACUCAGCUUCAUCGCAGCAGUUGAAAUUCACAACAUCGGACUCCUGUGAUCGGAUCAAGGAUGAGUUCCAGUUCCUUCAAGCACAGUACCACAGCUUAAAGCUGGAAUGCGACAAGCUCGCCACUGAGAAGUCUGAGAUGCAGCGCCAUUACAUAAUGUACUAUGAAAUGUCAUACGGACUGAACAUUGAGAUGCACAAACAGGCGGAGAUCGUGAAGAGACUGAACGCGAUCUGUGCUCAGGUGCUUCCCUACCUGUCGCAAGAGCAUCAGCAGCAGGUACUGGGGGCCAUCGAGAGAGCCAAGCAGGUCACUCCUCCGGAAAUGAACUCCAUCAUCCGGCAGCAGCUCCAGGCCCACCAGCUCUCUCAGCUCCAGGGCCUGGCCCUCCCGAUGACCCCCCUCCCGCUGGGCCUCAGCCAGCCCGGCCUGCCCCCUGUCACCUCCAGCUCUGGACUCUUCUCCCUCUCCAGCAUCCUGGCCUCGCAGGCCCAGUUGGCUAAAGACGAGAAGGCCACCCGCGACGGGGCAGACGGCCACCGUGACGAAGACGGCGACAAGUCGGACUGAUCCACAGCUGCCUGGCUUUGGGGGAGGGGGGGGGGCAGGGCUCUGCUCCCCCCCCCCUCCUCCUGCUCGCUGUCUCUCUGCUGCUGUCGUCUCCUGCUCACCUUUUCCUUUCUUUUAAAUUUAAUUUUUCCUUCAAAUUUCAUUUCUUGCUCGCAUUUAUACUUUUUUUUUCCGUUCAGCCGGCUACUCUGGGGACGCCCCCCCCCCCCGCCGCCGCCGCCAGCUGCAUUAGCUUUGGCCUCCGCUGCUGGUUUUUAAUUCUGAUUGGCUGGCCUCCUCCCUGCACUUCCUUCCUGGUGCUGCUGUAGGCAGGACCUCCCUGCCUUAGCACAUGUGGAGCCCAUGCUUACAGCAGUAAGCCUAAUAAUGCAUAAUAAUAAAGAAUAGUGAAUAAAACAGAAGGUUAAUCACGCAUCAGCCAAUAUUUUAAGAAAAGGGGUCAAAUUAGCUUCAUCUUUUAAAAGCUCCUGUAUAUUAGGUGUGUUCUUGGUUUAAGUGUUUUGGUUUGAUCACAGCGCAUUCAGGUACUCGCUCUCUUAACGUCUGCUUGUGACGUGAAGGAGAAUCAGGCCUCCACUCCGGCUGUUUUGUAGGACACCCCUGACCCCCCGACCCGCUGGAGAUUCAAAUACAGAAGCUAACAAACCAGGGGGCUCAAUUUGGCCGAGGCAGUUCAGUCGCCGACGUGCGUCUGAUCAAAAUAUCCAUAAGAUGAAAAACACCUUUUAGCUGCAUUUUACUGCCUCCUUUGUUUCUUUGUGUCGUUCCAUCGUACUAAACUAACAAGAGACCCCAAUGUUUUUACUUUAAAAGGAUGGAAAUUACUGUAGAGAGAGAGAGAGAGAGAAAGUUCAGCAGUGGUGUGAAAAAUGACUGGAUGCAACACUGUAAGUUUUGUCACAAAACAAGAAAAAUCAUAACACGUGAUUAUUUUUUUUGUAUAUAUAAAGCACUUAAAGGUUUUCUUUCUGUUAUGGAAAUGGGGUGGGGGGUGAAGCACUUUGGCGCUGACCAAGGCAGAGGGGUUGUGGUGUCCUGGUAGGUGGGCAUACUGCUAUACUGUAUAAUUGUGUGUACGCACUUCUCCUCUGAUUGAUACACAUUUCUCGCUAUUUUGGUAAAUCCAUUUCUUACAUGUGGGUGUGCACCACAGGCCUGCGUACUCACCGCUACGGCUCUGGGCUGGGGUAUCAGUUUUCAUCCCAACUUUGAAAAAUCCUCUAACUUUCAGGAAAGGUUAAUUUCCUGUCUAACUAGUUCUCCGUACAUAAACAUUCCACAAAAUUCCACAACAUGAUUUUUUUUUUAAACUGUCCCCAGUUACCAUGGGAACAUGCCUGAAAAUACUGGAUUUGUAGUAAAAUGAAAGUCCAUGUGAUUUGCUUUAUUUUAUUGCAAGAAUUGGCCUUAUCUUGCCUUUCACUGAGUUUUGGUUUAAUUCUUACAAUCAGUUGAAGCAUAGAUUUGCCAUUAGCUUUUUCUGUGUGUUUGGAGGAUAUUUGAUAUCUCAUCCAGUUAACAUGGACUGUAAUCGCAUGGUACUUUAUAUUUUCCAUGUUAAGACUCAUCAUGGAAAGAAGAUGGUACUAAGAUCAUGAGAUGAUUUACUACACGGAGGAAAUAAGCACUAUAUUGCUUUGUGGUGCAAGAUUUUCGUGAGACAGUAUUCUUCAUUCUUCAAAAAAAUGAUACUCUGUUCACAAGGACCCACAACGGGAGCGUUAAUUUUUUUGUAGGACUGUAACAGCACCGGAACAUAUAUAUAAAAACAAUGACACGGACAUUCCUUCUUCACUUCUGACAUCCUGGUUCAAAUUCCUUAUAAGUAUUCAGUAUCUUAGGUGCAGUAAUUUUGCAUGUAUUUAGAACUACAGAGAAAUUGCCACGGUAAAUGUUACGGUGACCUAGUUUUAAAUUGGCCACUGUCUUAUGUGUACAUUUAUUUGUGCGUGUAUGAAUGUGAACACGCUGUACCUGGUAUGUGUGAGAUUAGCCCGAAUAAUCAAACUAACUGCUAAGUUACCUUGGACAGGAAUAACUGCAUUCAGGUGUGGUCUCUGUGUAGAAGUGUAAGGCGGUGCCAUUAUUUAAAUAGCAGAACACGAAUCCCUACUAGAGUUGUGAUUUACCUUUGUAUUCUGAGUCGGUCGUGUCCCAUCUGUGAGGUGUUAAAGUAUUAAAUGUAUGAACUACAAAGAAAGCAGGACAAUGUAAGACUCAGAGAUAUGAACGGUAUCUACUGUACGUGUUGUGAAGAGGCAUCUUAUGUACUCAGAUAUACAUAUAAAGCAGAAGAUUGUGUGCGUCCUGACAGCAUCUGUAGUAUCCGUUUUUAUGAAUGGAUGUAUUGUACUGCAGCAUCACCGUGGUGCCGGAAAAUGACGACGGCACCGAGGAGAACCUGCAUUCUCUGCGUCCCUUUCUGGUUCCCCCCCCCCCCCCCGCUUGCACAUCCUCUCUUUUGAUACCAUUGCAUAGAUCUGCGCGAAGGCCAUUCUCAUUCUUAUUUAGUGAUGUAUGUAAGCUCUUUAACUCUGUACUUCUGCAAGUAAUUAUGUUUAGUGUUACAAAGACAACAUGUCCAUUUUAAAAUGAGGUGUGGAUACAACUUUUGAAACGGUUUGAUAAUGAUUUAAGUGACUCGAAAGUUCUGCAGUAAGGAAAUAUUUAUGGUGCCUUACAAAUAAAACAGUGGAAUCAA
Molecule: messenger RNA, 4008 nt
Organism: Paramormyrops kingsleyae
Lineage: Eukaryota; Metazoa; Chordata; Actinopteri; Osteoglossiformes; Mormyridae
Gene: tle5
Product: TLE family member 5, transcriptional modulator
Biological process (GO): negative regulation of canonical Wnt signaling pathway; regulation of DNA-templated transcription
Cellular component (GO): transcription regulator complex; nucleus
Molecular function (GO): protein binding; transcription corepressor activity
Source: RefSeq, a predicted model, not a curated record